GCCGCGCCCGGACCCCGCGCCCGGACCCCGCGCCCGCCCGCCCGGGCGAGACGGAGCCUGUGGCUGGCGAGGCUGAGCAGGGCCAGGCCGGGCCCUGCCUGCAAGGACACCCAAGCCCUUCACCGGCCCCCGAGCCCCAGAGGCCCCCAGGCUCUCCCGAGGGGCUCGCCAUGACGUCAGAGUCCGCGUCACCGCCCGUGGUCCCGCCCCUCCACUCCCCCAAGUCUCCCGUCUGGCCGACCUUCCCCUUCCACAGGGAGGGCAGCAGGGUGUGGGAGAGGGGGGGCAUCGCUGCCCGGGACCUGCCCAGCCCUCUGCCCACCAAACGGACCAGGACAUAUUCAGCGACAGCCCGAGCCUCGGCCGGCCCCGUGUUCAAGGGCGUCUGUAAGCAGUUCUCCCGCUCACAAGGCCACGGCUUCAUCACCCCCGAGAACGGGUCUGAGGACAUCUUCGUGCACGUGUCUGACAUCGAGGGGGAGUACGUGCCGGUGGAAGGUGACGAAGUGACCUACAAGAUGUGCCCCAUCCCGCCCAAGAACCAGAAGUUCCAGGCGGUGGAGGUGGUGCUCACGCAGCUGGCUCCGCACACCCCCCACGAGACCUGGUCCGGCCAGGUGGUAGGCUCCUAGGCUGGGGUGCCACGUGGAAGGGCAGGCAGCAGCUGGCUGUGCACCCCACGGUGCUGCUGACCACCCCCCACCCCAGGCGGCCUCAGUGCGCUUGUCUGUCUGUCUGUCUGUCUGUCUGUGCUCGUGGCUGUGACUGUGUGCUGCAACCUCCCGUGACCCGUGAUGAAGUGAGCCAGGAGCUGGACGGGCUUCUCCCUCUCGCCCUGCCAUGUACACGCAGGGGCGCCUUCGGCCCCCCGUCCACGGUCCACGAUCUGACUGAGCCUCUGGGAGCCCGUGUCAGGCUCGUGGGGACUCGUAGAGACCCCUUCGGUAUGACCGUACCCCUUCCGGCUUCCCCCAGUCCCGGGCCACACUCUGCCUAUGCUCCUGUCCCCUGCCCCGGGCUGGGGUCUCUCCGGUGCUCGGGGGACCCUGCCCUCCAAAAUCCAGGCCAGGGAGGGCUUUGUGGAAGCUUUGGGCCUCGGGCAGGGGAAAGAGGGCGAAACAUGGGGUGGCGUGGCCCCCCAAUGCAUCGCUUUCAGUGCAUUGGCGAGGCAGGAAAGAGGUGCCCAAGGGCGGGACCUGGGGGUCCCCCUGCGGCUGGCUGGUCCCCGUCCAUCAGCCUGGCAGUGGCUCUGUGAGUCCCCAGAGCUGGGCCGCAGGAGCCGAGCUCCAUCCUCCUCCCACUGGGGCGGAGCCACCCCUCUACCUGACCCCAAACCCAGUGGACAGCGCAGCGGGCUGACGUCCCCACAGGCGAGACCCAGCACCCAACAGACAGCCCUCAGCCUGGGGGACCAGUGCCAAACCCAGUCCCCCCUCCCCCUCCCCCCCGCCAUGGUCCUUAUUCUGUCCUUCCAGUGUGGCCGUCCCUGUCACCUGGCGUCCCUCCGGCGUCAAGAUACGUGUGGUGUGUGCCUAUCCCGGCCUGGGGAGCCAGGAGGGGCCCUGGCUCCCACAUUCUCUGAUGAGAGCCCAUUACCUGGUGGUUGGGGGGGGGAUACAUGGGGUCAAAGGCACAAGGAAGGCCCUGCCAGGACAAUGACCUCUGUGAGACCCAUCUGCAAGCAGAAUUGAAGGGAGCAGUGGCCUUGCAGGGACCCUCGGGCAGCACCCAGCUGGGGCUGGCUCAUCCUGCCCCUGCCCCCCGUGUCCACCACACAGGCUGGGACCCCAGAUCUCCUGACAGGCUCUGGGUGCCCCCCCACCCCACCCCCCUACUGUAAGCUAGGCUUUUCCGGCCAGGCCUCCCCCUGGGGAGCAGGCUGAGGUGACAUCCGCGCAGGUGCUGCCUGAGGGGCCGGGGGCGGCAGGCCCCCCCUCCGCUCCCGGAAACCCUCCCAGGCCCCCAGCCACGGACCCCCACCACCUUCCUCACACUGGCAAUAAACUCAACUGUGACCUACUCCGGCCCA
Molecule: messenger RNA, 2029 nt
Organism: Perognathus longimembris pacificus (Pacific pocket mouse)
Lineage: Eukaryota; Metazoa; Chordata; Mammalia; Rodentia; Heteromyidae
Gene: Csdc2
Product: cold shock domain containing C2
Exons: 4
Coding region: 171-632 (153 amino acids)
Biological process (GO): regulation of mRNA stability
Cellular component (GO): cytoplasm
Molecular function (GO): mRNA 3'-UTR binding
Source: RefSeq, a predicted model, not a curated record